AUGAAAAAGUUUUUAUUAAUUCUAUUUACGAUUUCAACAUUUUCGUUACUGGUUACUGCCGAUAAUGUUGAAGAUUAUCUAAGGAAUGAAAGUAGAAGUAUUAUCUCUUCAACAUCUAAUACCAGACUUCCUCGUGGAACUGUUCUUAUGAUUGCUUCUACAGAAAUCGAUAACUGGUUUAAUAUAAAUGGUAAAGGUUUGGGUGAAUAUUCUGGUUGGUACAUUUGUGAUGGAAGAAAUGGCACUCCAGAUUUACGCGGUCGAUUUCUAGUUGGACGAGAUGUUUUAAGUAGUGGUUCUUCUUAUUCAAAUAUCGGUAUGAAAGGUGGCUUAGAGGAAGUUGUACUAACUGUAGACGAAAUGCCAAGUCAUUUGCAUACCUUCCAAGCGCAAACAUCGGCUUCAGGUGCGCAUUCUCAUAAUUAUAAUGAUAUAACUUAUGCAGAUGGAUGUGAUGUACCUAUUCCAACGUAUAGAGGAAUUAAAUCGGGUACACCGCACAAUAAAGCAUGCCAAAUAGCAAGAACGACAGAGGCAACAAGCAAUCACAAUCAUAUUAUAUCUGGAGGAACGAGUAACGUUGGUGGAAACAAACCUCAAGAAAAUCGUCCACCAUAUUAUGUAAUUGCUUAUAUCAUAUAUAUAGGUGUUUGA
Messenger RNA from Rotaria sp. Silwood1, 654 nucleotides. The record is from the annotation of a GenBank genome assembly. Lineage: Eukaryota; Metazoa; Rotifera; Eurotatoria; Philodinida; Philodinidae.